AUGGGUGCCAAUCCUAUCUCUCUCGGUGGACCUCUCCCCAAAGGAUACACCAAGCGACCCAAGGUGAUCAACUCGAAUCCUAUUCCUUACAUGGCUACCAGCAUCGACACUGCGCCUUUUGGUCCAGGUCUUCCUCCUGACUCAACGGAGUCUGGCCGUGCGAGAAAUCAAUUCAUGAACCAGAUGAUGGUUGGUGGACCUUUUGCUGAUGUUAUCGCCCAUCAGGAAGAGGUUCUCAAGAAUCUCGGCGCCACUGAGAUUCUAGAGCCUCAGAUUCCUUUCCACUAUUGGAUGCUCAUGCAUGAUCUUUCGAUUCAAAUGUGCCCUCCCAGUCUCGAGUACUCUCGAUCUGAUGUACCAUCCAACGUCAAGUUUUCAGGCUGCGCAACACCCAAACCUAUUCCUGCAGACUUUGACUAUCCUUCUUGGUGGGAUGAUGUGAAGCAUGGUGACCGACGUAUCGUUGCUGUAACUCAGGAAACUAUCGCUCGCGACGCAACCAAUCUGAUAAUCCCUACUAUCGAGGCCCUCUCUGACCACGACGACCUCCUCGGGGUAGCAAUCCUUGGGCAAAGCGGCGCUGUUCUCCCCGAUGACAUCACUAUUCCUUCCAACACCCGUGUCAUUGAUCACCUCCCCUACGACGCUCUCCUACCUCAUGCUUCAGUGUUUGCCAUGAAUGCUGGAUAUGGUGGCUUCCUGCAUGGAGUAACUAACGGAGUUCCUUUGGUUCUUGCAGGUGAGACUGAGGACAAACCGGAGAUUGCAACGCGCGGAGAGUGGAGUGGUGUUGCGGUCAAUUUGAAAACGGGUAGGCCUACACCUGAUAUGGUACGGUUAGGUGUCGAGCGUAUCUUGGCAGAUGGUAGCUUCAAAAAGAGGGUUGAUGAGAUCAAGGCCGAGAAUGAAGCGAUGAAAUUCUUUGACUUUAUCGAGGAGCUGGUUCUCUCUGUUGGAAGUCUUGGAGGCAUGAUUUGUUUGGCAGUAUAA
Molecule: messenger RNA, 990 nt
Organism: Fusarium musae
Lineage: Eukaryota; Fungi; Ascomycota; Sordariomycetes; Hypocreales; Nectriaceae
Exons: 1
Coding region: 1-990 (329 amino acids)
Source: RefSeq, a predicted model, not a curated record